AUGAGUCACUCGAGCGCCCGGAAGGUGCAUCGGGCCGACAGUAGGAGGAGUGAGCUUCUGAAACAUGCAAAUUGUACAUUGGGUAGUGGAUCUCUCAGAGAAGCGGUUAAAUUGCCUCAAGGAGAGGAUCUAAAUGAAUGGAUUGCCACUAACAGUAUGUUAAUCUUGACUUGGAGAAAAGGUGUUUAGUUGUUGACUUUUUCAAUCAGAUCAGCCUUCUUUAUGGCAUGAUAUCGGAAGUUUGUUCGUCUGAAUCUUGCCCUCGAAUGACCGCUGGGGGUGGGGUGGAGUAUUACUGGUCGGAUAAUGGUCGGUCCUUGUCGUGUACGGCUCCACAAUAUAUUGAUUAUCUUCUCAGCUAUGUGCAGGAUGAAAUGGAUGAUGAGCAUACGUUUCCCUCACAAAUAGGCAAGGCUUUUGUAGAAAAUAUGAUUUUGAUUUAGGCAAGCCAUUUCCUCCCAACUUCUCUCAAAUUGCCCAAACUAUUAUGAGAAGACUGUUCCGUAUUUAUGCUCACGUUUAUCAUGAGCAUUUCGAUUACAUACAGAAGUUGAAAGCCGUAGAACAUGUGAACACUAGUUUCAAACAUUUUAUGUUGUUCGUGCAAGAGUUCCGCUUAAUCCUCCAAGAAGACCAGGAGCCUCUAAACGAACUCAUUCAAGAACUGGUACCUCAAAGAUCUUAA
This is a messenger RNA of Bursaphelenchus xylophilus (pine wood nematode), 685 nucleotides long. Lineage: Eukaryota; Metazoa; Nematoda; Chromadorea; Rhabditida; Aphelenchoididae. The record is from the annotation of a GenBank genome assembly.